Messenger RNA from Penicillium malachiteum, 513 nucleotides. Its product is annotated as mariner-Tc1 transposon family protein. Bases 1 to 513 code for a protein of 170 amino acids. The transcript has a single exon. The record is from RefSeq and is a predicted model, not a curated record. NCBI's taxonomy places the organism in Eukaryota, Fungi, Ascomycota, Eurotiomycetes, Eurotiales, Aspergillaceae.
AUGUCUACCAAACCGCGCUCCGCGAUCUCUGUUGAACAGAAGAAAGCACUACGAGCAUACAAGCGAGACAAUCCUACCAAAAGUAACAUUUCCAUCAGCAAUUGGUUUAAGAGCACCUUCCAGCGACCUAUCGCGCUUUCCUCCGUUUCCGAGAUCCUUUCAAAGAGAUACGCCUUCCUCGAUGAACAGCACCAGCGACAACUAGCCCAGCAACGUUUCCGACGUGAACAUUGGCCAGAGCUCGAGGACGUUUUAUUUCAGUGGAUACAGCAUGCAGAGCGACAUAUCACUAUAACCAGUGCUACACUCCGUGAGAAAGCAGAGUUCUUUUGGAAGAACUUGCCAAAUUAUGAAGACCUAGAGAUGCCUACUUUCAGUAACGGCUGGCUACAAGGCUUCCAGCAACGCCGCGGGAUCAAGAGCUUUAAGCAAUUUGGUGAGCUUGCUAGCGCAGCAAAUGCUGAAGAUGAGAUGAACUCUAUUCGACAAGCUCUAGCAGGGUUUCAGCCAUAG